This is a messenger RNA of Caenorhabditis auriculariae, 4443 nucleotides long. Lineage: Eukaryota; Metazoa; Nematoda; Chromadorea; Rhabditida; Rhabditidae. The record is from the annotation of a GenBank genome assembly.
AUGAAGAGAGCACAGACAGCCAGAUUGCUUCGAGUCGUGGCGAAUGAAGUACGGUCUUAUCUCGUUAGUUAACGAAAAAAGCCCGUACUUGCUCUUUAGUUAAUACAGUAAUUUUUUGCCACUUCCAUUGUUGUGAAAAUUUAAAUGAAUUUUUUUUUCUUAAAUUGUUAAAUAAACUCAAUAAUUUUUGAAAUUUUUUUCUCUCGCGAGAUGCCAAAAGUCGACUUGCCUCGACAUUAAUAAUAUGAACUUUGAAAGUUUGAUAUGUCCAGAGUAUAUCGUGUGGGCGUGAACGUCAGCAAAUGAUGUGAAAACGGCUCGAGAGAGUCCAAAGGCCCCCGUGUUCCUUGAUAUUUUCUUGUGAGCUUCUCCAGGGAAUAUAUUUCUCUGCGAACUUUCUGGCCUGAGUGCUCCUGAAUGAAGUGCUCAUCAUUUCACUGAAAAGUGGUACUAGGAGGGCUUCCUGUCGUUAGGUAGAGGUUUCGCCUUUCUUGUGUUACAUCCUCAGGUACCUAAGGUUUUAUAGUUACAGUUUUUGAAAAAAAGAUCAAAAAUCAAAAAGUCUCUCUGAGACAAAAAAUUUGCUCCCAAAAGGUCACCAUCUCACUUUAACAUCUCCUCCUCUCUCUCUGUCGGAGAAUAUUGUGCUAGGUUUUGAUUACGACGGAGUUGUGAAGCGCAGAAAACUGGCUGCCGGCCUUCGAGCCAGACAGGGAGCGUCCGAAAGAGGCCCCGCCCCCGGAAUAAGUCUCGCUGCUGCAGCCAAACCUCGUCGACACCCGCAACGUUCUCGACAUGAAGUCGGCCUUCUCCAUCCUUCUUCUCAUCUUGUUGUAGGUUUUUCUCAUUUUAAAGUAUCCAUUAAAUACGAGGAAAAGUAUGAGGAUGUUUUAGAAGUGAAAUAGCAGCUGGCAGCUCUCCGAAACUCUAGCUGUUUGUUUUUGUUUUUAGUUGUUUUCAAAGGUAUUUUCCUUCAAACACUGUAGCUGGAGAGUUUUGAAAAAUGCUUCAAGAAUUUUAAAUUCAAGUUUUUUUACGAGGAUGAAAAUGAUUAAAUAAUCUUCGUUAUUGAUCCUGUUUUUUCGAAUUAUGCUUAUGCUUUGAUGAGACUUAUUCGGAGAAGGAGAAUUCACUAAAGUUUUCAGCAAACGGUCAAAAAAAUUCUCUUUAUUUGUAUAAGUCGUAAAAUUCAAGGACGUAAAGCUAUUCAUUCUCCAUUUUUGGAGUUUUGUAUUUUGAAUGAAAAGUUCAGAUCAUGUUGGACCGAGGCAAACGAAGUUUUCGAAAUGCUCAAACGAAAGCCGAUGCCAACGAACGGAGAAAGUGGUCCCUUAAGGGUUUACGUCGGUUUUUAUGUUGAAAGUUUGGGCAACUUUCGUGCUACUGAAAUGGUUUAGUUCACUCUUUUUUGGGAGACGUUUUUCCUUGUUCAGACAUAUGAUAUGGAUUUGUACUUGUACAUGAGCUGGCAAGACAACGACCUACGGCACAAUCACACCGAUCACAUCUUAAUCAAUGGUUUUCUCAGUUGUUAGACGUCUCCAGAUGAUAGACAUCAGACGACUUUCCAGACAAGGACAUCCUCGACCGAAUGUGGCUUCCGGAUCUCUACUUUGCCAACGCCAGAACCGCCUACUUCCACAAGGUCAGACCGCUUCAGAGUAGAUUUCACAACGACACAAGAGAAAAAAGUAUGAUUUGAAAGGCUAUAAAAGCUGUCAAUUUAUUUGAGGGAUCGAUGAUAACCUUAAGGGCAAAACAGUCUGUUCUUCAAAUUUUUAGCUACGUUUUUCAUAUUUUGUUACGAAAUGUUCGAAGUAAUCUCCGAAGCAUUUUCCCUUAGAAUGAAAUCACAAAUUCAAUGACGUUCUGAUGUGUCUAGAAUAACGAAAGUGCUUUUCAAAAGUGGAUAAACUACUCAGUUUGCAAGCUCAUUUUUUCACCAACGAAAUUACGAACGUCGAGUUUUUUUUUAAACCUUGAAGCGCACUUUCACACUACUACUAACUCAGGAUUCUCCGCUCCAAUUUUCUUCGAUUUAUUACUCUUUAAUGCAGUAAAGAAAGCAUCAGCUUCAGGUGACAGUGCACAACUUCAAUCUGUUUAUAUCCCCUGCCGGAACGAUAUCCUAUGGAACGCGGGUCACCUUGAAUCUUGGUGAGCAUCUUUCAGUCCAUGUUUAUUUUUAAGUUUUUUCAGCCUGCAAUUUGGACUUGCAAGACUAUCCGCUGGACUACCAAACUUGUUUCAUCAAAAUAAUCAGCUGUGAGUCGGCUUUCCCAUGGGGUCUUCUCAAGGAAAAUGACUUUUUUUGGACACUCCAGUACUAACAAAGGCGUUCCAGUGGAAUAAUUUAAUUUCUUCGCUUGUUUGUCGCGUCGCACCCUUUUUCAGCCUCUUAAAAAAGUUCGGAAAUCGAGCAUUUCUACAACGUUGGCUUGGAAUAUACCUUCGAGCAAUGUUGUGAUUUCAAAAUAGCUGACCGAAUAUUCUGACCAUUCAUUUUUUUUUUCUAUUGAGAGAAAUGCUAUUGAAAACAAAAAUCUUAAUUUUUUUUAAAUCUGUGAAAAAAAGAUUGAGGUUCAGAUCGCUUCACAAAACGAAAAAAAAAAUGAAAAAUUAACUAGCAGCGUGCAUUUCGUUUCAUUUCAAGGAAACCGCUGUGUUGAAGAACCUCAAAACAGGUUCCAAGAAACGAGUGUUCCAGAAAAAAAAUCAUUUUCACAAAGAAGUUCAUAAAAACACACUCUUAUAUUUUAGAUGCACACGUGCGCCAGGAGAUGAACGUGACCUGGUUUCCAGAUGACCCUAUCCGUUUCAAUCCGGCUAUCGACCUUCCCGAGUUCCACAUUCGUUCCCUCGACGACGACUACUGCAACGGGACCUUUUUCUACACUCUCACACACAAUUCUUCGCGCAGAGGUAGAUGCUGGAAUCUCAAGUUAUUGAGUCCCUACACCGACCGCAGUAACACUGUUUUUGACGCUCAAUGGCUCUAAAACUCGAUGAAAAAACUGCUAGUUUUAUUUUUCGAUCAGCGACACAAGUUUCGAUCGUUUGAAUAACACGACACACCUCAUGGGAAUGACCUUAAUCGAGAUCAGCUUCUGAACUUUAUAGGAGACUUCAGUUGUCUUCAAGGCUUGCUCAAUCUGAAGAGAGCGAUAGGAUUCCACCUCGUCCAGGUGUACACUGAAGUGAAUUGUUUUUUUUUAUUUUUUAUAAAUCUAGAGCUACAUUCCGACAGCGCUGAUCGUGGCGAUAUCGUGGGUCAGUUUCUGGAUCGAUCGCCGAGCAGUUCCGGCUCGCGUCUCCUUGUCUUUCACCACUCUGCUCACUCUGAGCACUCAGGUUUUAAACGUUUUCUGACCGAAUGUCUUUGAAAAUUACAAAUGUGUGACUGGGGAGAACUUCAGGGAAACGGAAUUCGCUACGCCCUGCCGGCGGUGUCCUACGCGAAGGCCAUCGACUACUUCUACGGAGGUUGGAGGCGUCGUUCCAACCAGCCAAACGCCAGUUUCAGUAUGCAUGUUGUUCAUCUUCGGCGUGUUGCUCGAGUUCGCCCUGGUAAACAGCUACAUGCGGAGAGCCAACAAGUACAAUCACAUGGCCGAGAAAAUGCAGAGCUCUUUCGGCGGAAAACCCUUGAUUGGUGGGUUUCUCGCUCUGGAAGUCAUGAAAUGCAUUUACGCGCGUAGGAAAAGCGCUGAAAAUAUUCACAGAUAUCAAUUACCCUUUUCGUCAGCAGUUUUUAAGAGCCAAGGCUGAGCCACCAAUUUUAGAGACCACACAAAAUUUCAGGAAGGGAAUGCUCCUAGAAAGGCUUCCUCAUUUAAGGGAAAUGAAAAUUCAGCUUUUCCUAAAGUCGGAAAGUCCGCUGUAUAUAGCAACUUUACAAUGAAGAUUAGCUUGGAGCCGAUCCGAGUUUUCUGUUAAAACGAAAAUUUUCUCUGGCUCUGAAAGUCGAUUUUCUUUCAGCGGCGGACGUUGACAGCGACUACGACGAGGGACCGACAAAAUACUACGGACACGUGAACAAAAACGCGGCUCAUCUCAUGUACAGAGCGUUGGGAUUUUCUCGGAAGGCUCUUGCCGUCGACAAGGCUGCGCGUUUCGCUUUUCCUUGUGAGUAUUCGUACAGAAAUGGAAAGAAACAGUAUGGGAAUUUUAAUUCUGAUAUUCUCUGUAUUUUAAUUUUUUUUUCAACUUUAGGUUUACGUAUUCUAGUUUUUUUUUUCAAUUUAGGUUUCUUUGAAAUUAAAGACGACUUAAUGUAUCUAGAAACUGCUGGAGCUCGGCAAAAUUGACAGUUGUUUCAAUAAAUUCAUUUUCAACGAAUUGCCAAACAAAUUUUGACAAAAAUAGUUUUCAGUCGUUUUCGCGCUGUUCAACGUGAUCUACUGGACGUAUUAUCUGAAAGAGCCUCCUGUCAUGGAAUCCUGA